Clavispora lusitaniae ATCC 42720 is the source of this 852-nucleotide messenger RNA. RefSeq names its product Rex2p (gene REX2). Gene Ontology annotation, cellular component: mitochondrion. The record is from RefSeq and is a predicted model, not a curated record. NCBI's taxonomy places the organism in Eukaryota, Fungi, Ascomycota, Pichiomycetes, Serinales, Metschnikowiaceae. Gene Ontology annotation, molecular function: nucleic acid binding; 3'-5'-RNA exonuclease activity.
AUGUUCCAAUUCUUGACAAAUCGUAUCCUCAAAAGAAAGGCCCCUGCGGUCGUUGAGGCCAUUCCAAAAAAGAGAAGAUACUCUACUGCGUUGUACAAACCUCUUGUGUGGAUAGACUGUGAAAUGACAGGACUUGAUAUCGCUAAAGAUCACAUCAUUGAAAUCUGCUGCAUUAUUACGGACGGAAAUUUGAACAUUAUUGACGAGAAGGGUUAUGAGAGUACCGUUUAUGUGCCAAAGAAAGUGUUGGACAGCAUGAACGAGUGGUGUGUGAACCAACAUGGUAAAUCAGGUCUUACGGCAAAGGUUUUAGCCAACCCGCAGCAGACUUUGGCCAAGGUCCAACAAGAACUUCUCGAUUAUAUUCAGUUUUAUAUUCCAGAACCAAGAACGUCUCUUUUGGCCGGAAACUCGGUGCAUAUGGACAAGUUCUUCAUGAUGAAAGAGUUUCCUCAAGUGAUUGACCACUUGCAUUAUCGGUUAGUGGACGUUUCUUCCAUCAUGGAGGUCGGAUUCCGCCACAACCCGGCUCUUAUGAAAUGUUUUCCAAGAAAGAAGGGUAACCAUACCGCCAAAUCUGAUAUCUUGGAAAGUAUCAACCAGUUAAAGUGGUAUCAAGACAAUUAUCUUAGAAGUGACAUACCUGAAGGUGUGUCUGUGCCGCAAAGAGAAGAUGCUCCAGUGAAAAGAAUAAAAUUGGAUAUUGCAGAGGAUGCUACCACAACAGAGGAAAAACAAGAAGUGUCAAAGCAGGAAACGAAAGAAGAAGAAACCACAGAAGUGGAGAAGCCCACGACUGACACAAUCGAAGAAGAAGCUUCUGCUACGGGUAAGGAAACAAACACUCAAUAA